This is a messenger RNA of Myripristis murdjan (pinecone soldierfish), 2765 nucleotides long. RefSeq names its product hes-related family bHLH transcription factor with YRPW motif 2 (gene hey2). Bases 56 to 1108 code for a protein of 350 amino acids. The record is from RefSeq and is a predicted model, not a curated record. Gene Ontology annotation, molecular function: DNA binding; protein dimerization activity. Gene Ontology annotation, biological process: regulation of DNA-templated transcription. Lineage: Eukaryota; Metazoa; Chordata; Actinopteri; Holocentriformes; Holocentridae. The transcript has 5 exons.
UCUCCGCGCCUCCUCCCGGGGACAGACAGACAGCCGUCCCCGCCUUCUGCACACCAUGAAGCGGCCGUGCGAGGAGAGCAGCUCGGCGGAGAGCGACGUGGAGGAAACUAUUGAUGUGGGCAGUGAGAACAUCUAUCCCGGGCACAUGAAGGGAUCCUUUAUAAGAUGUGGAUCACCAACCACAACCACUCAAGUUAUGGCAAGGAAGAAACGAAGAGGGAUAAUCGAGAAGAGACGCAGAGACAGGAUCAACAACAGCCUGUCAGAGUUGAGGAGACUCGUCCCAACAGCCUUCGAGAAGCAGGGUUCAGCCAAACUGGAGAAGGCAGAGAUUCUCCAGAUGACGGUGGACCAUCUGAAGAUGCUGCAGGCCACUGGAGGGAAAGGUUAUUUCGAUGCCCAUGCGCUGGCCCUGGACUUCCUGUCUCUGGGUUUCAGGGAGUGUGUGACGGAGGUUUCUCGUUACCUGAGCGCCGUGGAAGGCCUGGACUCCAGCGACCCGCUCCGCACGCGCCUCCUGUCCCACCUUACCUCCUGUGCCUCACAACGAGACGCUGCCGCCCUGACCGCUGCCUCCCAUCAGCCCCAUCACCAUCAUCACCAACUCCCACCCCACCCCUUCCAUCCCCACCACUGGGCUGCUGCAGUCGCCACGGCGGCAACGUUUCGCCCUCUACCGGCUGCUGCUGCGGCGUUCGGACUGAGCGGGCUUCCUGUUUCUUCCCCCGACGGCGGAAGUGGAGCCCCCCAGAGGCUGGUGGAGCUGUCACAGCGCAGCAUGGCUGCCUCCUUUUCCUCCCACACAGACUCCGCCUCCUCCUCCUCUCCUUCCUCCUCCUCCUCCUCCUCUUCCUCUUCUCUUGUGAUGCCCUGUACCCCAACUCCUCUCUCCGCCUCCCUCCUCUCCCUCUCGGCAUCGAUGCAGUCAUUUCCCAUCGCCCUCCCUGGAGGUUUCCCCAUUCUCCCUCCUUCCUCCUUCACCUCCUCUGCUGCCAGUCCUCCAAUCUCUUCUUCUUCCUCCUCAUCCUCCACCUCUUCCUCCCAUACUCCUCAAAGCAGCAGCACUAAACCCUACAGACCAUGGGGAACUGAGGUUGGAGCUUUCUGACUGAUGGCUUUUUACCAACUGUUUUUACUGGCUGGUUGAUUAACCUUAGUUGGCCAUCUGCUGACUGACUGGUUUUACUGCCUGUUUUAACCACCUGGUUAGCAGAAUACUUUCAUUACCAGUUAACGAUUGAAGUGGAGGACUUCUGACCAUCGAGUUUUGACAACUAGUUUUAACACCUGAACUAAACCACUAAUCACUCGUUAACCUUUGAAGUGGUAUUGUUGUGAAUGACACAUUCACUGGUUUCCACCUGCUGAUAUAACUGACUGACUGGUUUCCCCAACUGGAUUAACUGAUUGAUUGAACAACUUUGAAUGGGGUUGUCCAGAGAACAAAUGAAUGCCACUGAAUUCAUUGCACUUUGUCUCUUAUUUGCUAAUACACUUCAACAGUCUGCCAAGUCAAAGUGGAGAGAUUCAUUCUCAAAUGAGAUUUAGUACAUUUAUUAUGAAACAAUUGCUGUUUCAACAUAGGAAUAAAGUAAAACCAUUAUUAUUACCUAUGUUGAAGAACCUUUCCCUGUUGAACAUCUGAAGAAGAAGAUGAAAUCAUACUACUGAGCGGUUAAAUUCAGUUGCUUUCUAAAUGUGGACAUGCUUUGUGUUUUGGAAUGAAACUCCUCAAUUCCAAUGUGAGUAUGCUCUAAAACCUUCAUUAAAGUCAAUCAGGUGGUUUUCUAAAAUCCAAAGGGAGCCAACAGGCAUAUCAAGGUUCCCAAUUAGCAAAAAUAUCUCUUCAGACCUCUUUGAAGGGGUUCCUCAAGGAGUCCUCUGGGGUCCACUUUGUUUUUACAUUUUAGGUGUUUAGCAAAUGCGUUUUCUUGGAGUGAGCUCAACAGAAGAAUAAACCUAGAUACCUAGAUACCAAGGUACCUAGAUCACCAUUAGUAAGGAGGUCAAUGGGCCGUUACUAGGUUAAUAGGUAUAUUCCAGUACACCGAGAGGAGAUUGUGCCUAUUUGAGAAAUCCUAAAUGAAUUUUUGUCAGUGCCUCGAUGAUUGCAAUCCAAAGAACCCCCAAAGGUUCCUCUGAAGUCCUCCAGAUGUUUGAGUGCACUCUGGUAUUGCAGAUGACAAUGAAGGAUCCUUAUACUUGGAUGGUUUGGGACUCAAAUGCGACAAUGGGAUUGAAUUCUGGAUCAAAGAAAUGGCCAAGAGAAACACCCAAAAGACUCGUUACCUUGUCUUGGUAAGGGAACUAUGUGGCCUUAUUGUAUCUUGAGAUUUUUUUUUCAUAUCAUGUUUGGAUCAACCGUUCAAACAACAGCACUCACCUGAAAGGUAUUGAACCAAAGGUUGCUCCUGAGAUAAUCUGUUGAUUGAGAGUACUAUUGUAACACAACCACUAACAACAACAGUAGUAAAUAUAUAAAUGUAUUGAAAGGAAUUACGAAGAACAAGCCCUGAAAUCACAGUUGGUGUCAAUUAAUCUUCACUUCAAACUAUGUGAAAUAUCUGUGGAAUUUGCAAGUGAAUUCGGAUUAGGGUUAGGGUUUGUAUUUGCUGCUGGAAAAGAAAAAGAUGGUAGCACUAUUUCUCUCCCGGUUUGACAAAACAAAGAAAAUACCAAAUUUGCGGAAUUCAGCGAAACAAUCUUUUGCAGCAUCAUUUAAACACCGCACUCUGAUAAAAUUGACUCCUUUGCUUGGUCUAGAG